Hypanus sabinus (Atlantic stingray) is the source of this 6380-nucleotide messenger RNA. RefSeq names its product urocanate hydratase 1 (gene uroc1). The record is from RefSeq and is a predicted model, not a curated record. Lineage: Eukaryota; Metazoa; Chordata; Chondrichthyes; Myliobatiformes; Dasyatidae. Gene Ontology annotation, biological process: L-histidine catabolic process. The coding region runs from base 39 to 2081 and encodes 680 amino acids. Gene Ontology annotation, molecular function: urocanate hydratase activity. The transcript is spliced from 20 exons.
UUCAACGGGCAGCAGCGCGGACUGCGAUACCGGUCGGGAUGAGCAGCCUGCGGGAGCUGUGCUCGGGGCUGCCCCUGAAGCCGCUGCCCCCCAACAGAGGGCGAAGCAGCCGGGUGUCCCACGCUCCCGUGCGCACCCCCGCUCUCACAGCCCAGGAGGAGAAGCUCGCGGUGAGGAAUGCUUUGCGAUAUUUCCCAGCGGAUGUGCACGCUGCUCUGGCCCCGGAGUUCACCAACGAGCUCAGGCAGUUCGGGCAUAUCUACAUGUACCGGUUCUGUCCCCAGAUCGACAUGAGAGCGUAUCCAUUUGAGGAGUACCCCAGCCGGUCGAAGGCUGCUGCGGCCAUUAUGCACAUGAUCAUGAAUAACCUGGACCCUCAGGUUGCCCAGUUUCCUCAGGAGUUGGUGACCUAUGGAGGGAAUGGGCAAGUCUUCAGUAACUGGGCUCAGUUCUGGAUAACGAUGCACUACCUGUCCGAGAUGGGAGAGGACCAAACGCUGGUGAUGUGUAGCGGACACCCCCAGGGCCUGUUCCCCAGUGUCCCCAGUGCGCCCCGUGUCGUCAUCACCAACGGCAUGGUUGUACCCAACUACUCCUCCAGGGACGAGUACGAGAAGAUGUUUGCCAUGGGAGUGACCAUGUACGGCCAGAUGACUGCCGGAAGCUACUGCUACAUUGGACCCCAAGGGAUCGUCCACGGCACAGUGCUGACGGUGUUGAACGCUGGCCGGCGUUACCUGGGAUUGGACGACCUCAGUGGGAAAGUCUUCGUGACCUCGGGCCUGGGGGGGAUGAGCGGUGCGCAGGCCAAGGCAGCGGUCAUUCUGGGCUGCGUGGGCGUGAUCGCAGAGGUGGAUGGGGCGGCCCUGAGGAAACGCCAGCAACAAGGAUGGCUGAUGGAAGUGACUGGCAGCCUGGAGCAGUGUGUAGCCCGGAUCAGGGAGGCUCGACAGACAAAGAAGGCCCUCAGCCUUGGUUACCAUGGUAACGUGGUGGAUCUUUGGGAGAAGCUGGUUCAGGAAUACGAGCUGACGGGAGAGUUGCUGGUGGAUUUGGGGUCGGAUCAGACGUCCUGCCACAACCCGUUCAGUGGGGGUUACUACCCUGUGCAGCUGACAUUCCAGGCAGCCAACCAGCUGAUGCACACCGACCCAAAGCAGUUCCGGACCCUGGUGCAAGAGAGUCUGAGACGACAGGUGACAGCUAUCAGCCGGCUGUCAGAGAAGGGAAUGUUUUUCUGGGAUUAUGGGAAUGCGUUCCUGCUUGAAGCCAAGAGAGCAGGUGCGGAUGUGGAGAAAGCUGAAAGCGGGAAGAUGGAGUUCAAGUUCCCUUCCUACGUGCAGCAUAUCAUGGGAGAAAUCUUCUCCAUGGGCUUCGGACCCUUUCGUUGGGUUUGCACCUCGGCUGACCCCCGCGACCUGGCGGAGACAGACGCCAUCGUGACGUCGAUCCUGGAGGGGAUGAUGAGUGAGGACGGAACCGAGAAGCCGGUGAAACAGCAAUAUUCCGACAACCUGAAAUGGAUAAAACAGGCUGCCAACCACAAGCUGGUGGUCGGCUCUCAAGCUCGCAUUCUGUACUCAGACCAGAGGGGCCGAAUUGCCAUCGCCGUAGCAAUCAACCAAGCGGUCGCCACAGGCAGGGUCAAGGCCCCCGUAGUGAUCAGCCGAGACCACCACGACGUGAGUGGAACAGACAGCCCGUUCAGGGAAACUUCCAACAUCUACGAUGGUUCAGCAUUUUGUGCAGACAUGGCAGUACAGAAUUUUCUUGGUGAUUCUAUCCGAGGAGCAACAUGGGUGUCCCUGCACAACGGUGGGGGUGUGGGCUGGGGAGAGGCAGUGAAUGGAGGGUUUGGGCUGGUGCUCGAUGGUUCCAAGGAUGCUGAGGAGCGGGCAAAGGUGAUGCUAAACUGGGAUGUGUCCAAUGGGGUUUCACGCCGCUGCUGGUCCGGCAGUCUCACUGCCUACCAGACUAUCCGCAGGACGAUGAGGGAAAACAGCCGCCUAAGGGUCACUCUCCCCCACAGGGUGGAGGACGAGGCCAUGCUCGAUCAAGCCCUGCAGAGAGAGGCAAUGUGACCGUUCCCGAACUGACAGCCUCCCUCACCCAGUUCUGUCCGAACCCCACGCCACAAAAUGGCUGGUCUAAUCCGUUUAUGAUCUGCGACCGAUGUUAUCAUCUUCAAUCACAAGCACAUAAUCAGUCGGGGUAGGAGGAAUCCAUUCGAACGUUGCCCCGUCAGUCACCAAGAUCAGAAUCAGAGUCAGGUUUAUAGACACGGAGUCAUAGAAAAGUACAGCAGAAAAACAAGCCCUUUGGCCCAUCUAGUCCAUGUCAAACCAUUUAAACUGCCUGUUCCCAUCGAUUUGCACUGGGUCCAUAUCCCCACCAUCCACGUACUUAUCCAGACUUCCAUUAAACGUUGAAAUCGAGCUCGCAUGCUCCACCUGCACGGUCAGCCCAUUCCACUCUCUUUUCACCUUUCACCCUUAACCCAUCACCUCUAGUUGUAGUCCCACCCAACCUCAGUGGAGGAAGUCCUAGAUCCUUUGUUGUACUGCACUCCUCAGUGUCCUACCAUUCACUGUGUAAGACUAACCCCCAAUCUUGGUAUCAGCUGCAGUUAACCACAUUAUCAUUGAUAUAGAUGACAAACAACAACCGACCCAACACCGAUCCCUGCGGCACACCACCAGUCACAGGCCUCCAGUCAGAGAGGCAACCAUCAGCUACCAGUGUAUAAACCAGUUUACUGAAUGCCAAGCGACUGAACCUUCCUGUUCACUCUCCCUUGUGGGACUUGUCAAAUGCCUUGCCUCCAUCAGCUUUCCUGGUAAUUUCCUUAAAAAGCUCUCCAAGAUUGGUUAGACAUGAGCAGUGACGCACUCCAUGUUGACCCUGUCCGUCCCAAUGCUCACAUUUCGGGUCCCUUAGAACAACUGAUGUCAGGCUCACCAGCUUAUAAUUUCCUGGUUUGUGUUUAGAGCCUCCUUAAACAGUGGAACAACAUUGGCCGUCCUCCAUUCCUCUGGUACCCCUCCUGUCACUAAGGAUGAUUUAAAUAUCUCUGCUAGGGCCCUGGCAAUUUCUGCAUUUGUCUGCUGUAGGGUCUGAGGGAACGCCUUGUUAGGCCCUGGGGUUUUAUCCACCCUGAUUUACCCUGGGUAGCAUACACCUCCUCACCUGUAAUCUGUAAAGGGUCCGCGGCCUUGCUACUGCUUUGCCUCACUUCUAUCGACUCUGUUAGUUUUCCGAGUAAAAACAAAUGCAAAGAGUACAUUUAAAAUCCCCCCUCCCUCCAUCUCGUUUGGCUCCAUGCAUAGAUUAGCACUCUGGUCUUCCAGAGGAGCAAUUUUGUCCCUCUCAAUCCUAUUGCUCGAAACAUAUCUGUAGAAUCCUUUAGGAUUCUCCUUCACCUAGGGCAACCUCGUGCCUUCUUUAGCCAUCCUGAUUAUUUCUUAAAUGUCCUCUUGCAUUUCUUAUACUCCAUAAGCACCUCAUGUUCCUACCUGCUUAUACCUGCUACACACUUCCUUUUUAUUCUCUUAAUCAGGGCCUCAAUAUCUUUCAAAAAGAAACAUUCCCUAAUCCUAUUAUCCUUUCUUUUUAUUUUGGCAGACACAUACAAGCUUUGUAGUCUCGAAGUUUCGCUUUUGACAGCCUCCCGCUUUCUAAGUACAUCUUUGUCAGAAAACAGCCUAUCCCAAUCCACACUUGCCAGAACCUUUCCGCUACUAUCAGAUGUUGAGAAGUCUGUUGUUUUGCAGCAGUACAUAAACUAUACUGUAAACUACAAUAAGGAGUAGAUUUAUAAAAUAUUUCAAAAAGGAGUGCAAAGGUAGAGAAGAUAGUGAGGUAGUGCUCAGGAUUGGUUCACUCUCCAUUCAGAAAUCUGACGGUGGAGGGGAAGAAGCUGUUCCCGAAUGGUUGAGUGUGUGUCUUCAGGCUCCUGUACCUCAUCCCCCUGGUGGCAGAGGGGAAGAAGCUGUUCCUGAAUUGUUGAGUGUGUGUCUUCAGGCUCCUGUACCUCGUCCCUGAUGGCAGAGGGGAAGAAGCUGUUCCCGAAUGAUUGAGUGUGUGUCUUCAGGCUCCUGUACCUCGUCCCCCUGGUGGCAGAGGGGAAGAAGCUGUUCCUGAAUUGUUGAGUGUGUGUCUUCAGGCUCCUGUACCUCCCCCCUGAUGGCAGAGGGGAAGAAGCUGUUCCCGAAUGAUUGAGUGUGUGUCUUCAGGCUCCUGUACCUCCUCCCUGAUGGCAGAGGGGAAGAAGCUGUUCCUGAAUUGUUGAGUGUGUGUCUUCAGGCUCCUGUACCUCGUCCCCCUGGUGGCAGAGGGGAAGAAGCUGUUCCUGAAUUGUUGAGUGUGUGUCUUCAGGCUCCUGUACCCCCUCCCUGAUGGCAGAGAAGAAGCUGUUACUGAAUGAUUGAGUGUGUGUCUUCAGGCUCCUGUACCUCCCCCCGAAGGCAGAGGGGAAGAAGCUGUCCCUGAAUCGUUGAGUGUGUGUCUUCAGGCUCCUGUACCUCCCCCCGAUGGUCCGUAGUGACGAGAUAAGGGCAUCACCUGGGUGGACAUGCUGUUUGAUGUUAUGGGGUAUGUUUUAAUUGUGCCCCUACUGACAGCAGAUUUUGUUGAAGACCAUGCUGAGGCCUUUCUGGAGGAUUGUGUGCAUUUCUGGUGCCCUACCUCCAGGAUGCGUGAUGCCGGCCCCCUAGGCCAGCGUCGACACAGUAGUAGUACCUACAGGAAAGAUGUAAAUGAGAUUGCAAGAGUGCAGAGAAAUUUGACAAGAUCGUUGCUGGGACUGGAGAACCUGAGUUAUAGGGAAAGGUUGAAUAGGUCGGGACUUUAUUCCCUCGAGCGUAGGAGAAUGAGGGGAGGUUUGAUAGGGGUGUGUGGAAUUAUGAGGGGUAAAUGUAAGCAGGCUUUCCCACUGAGUUUGUGUGAGUCUAGAAAUAGAAUUCAUGAGUUAAGACCACAAGACAUUGGAGCACAAUUAGGCCAUUCAGCCCAUUGAGUCUGCUUCACCAUUCCCUCACGGCUGAUUUACUAUCCCUCUUAACCCUAUUCUCCUGCCUUCUCCCUGUAAUCUUUGAUGCUGUGCCUACUCAAGAACCUAUCAACCUCUGCUUUAAACAUACCAAUGACCUGGCCUCCACAGAAGGCAGUGUCAAUGAGUUCCUCAGAUUCACUACCCCCGGCUCAUCUCGGUUCUAAAUGGACAUCCCUCUAUUCUGAGGUUGUGUCCUCUGGUCCUAAAUUCCCCCACUAUAGGAAACAUCCUCUCCAUAUCCACUAUCUGUGUCCUCUGGUCCUAGACUCCCCCACUAUAGGAAACAUCCUCUCCAUAUCCACUCUAUCUGUGUCCUCUGGUCCUAGUCUCCCCCACUGUAGGAAACAUCCUCUCCACAUCCAUUCUAUCUGUGUCCUCUGGUCCUAGUCUCCCCCACUGUAGGAAACAUCCUCUCCACAUCCAUUCUAUCUGUGUCCUCUGGUCCUAGACUCCCCCACUAUAGGAAACAUCCUCUCCAUAUCCACUCUAUCUGUGUCCUCUGGUCCUAGUCUCCCCCACUGUAGGAAACAUCCUCUCCACAUCCAUUCUAUCUGUGUCCUCUGGUCCACGACUCACCCACUAUAGGAAACAUCCUCUCCGCAUCCACUCUAUCUGUGUCCUCUGGUCCUAGACUCCCCCACUAUAGGAAACAUCAUCUCCACAUCCACUCUAUCUGUGUCCUCUGGUCCGAGUCACCCCCACUAUAGGAAACAUCCUCUCCACAUCCACUCUAUCUGUGUCCUCUGGUCCUAGACUCCCCCACUAUUGGAAACAUCCUCUCCACAUCCACUCUAUCUGUGUCCUCUGGUCCUAGUCUCCCCCACUAUAGGAAACAUCACAUCCACUCUAUCUGUGUCUGGUCCUUGACUCCCCCACUAUAGGAAACAUCCUCUCUACAUCCACUAUCUGUGUCCUCUGGUCCUAGACUCCCCCACUACAGGAAACAUCCUCUCUGUCUCAGCCUUUCAGUAUUCAAUAGGUUUCAAUGUGAUCUCCCCUGAUUUUUCUCAACUCCAAUGAGUGCAGGUCCUGAGCCAUCAAAUGCUCCUCAAAUGUUAACCCUUUCAUUACCAGGAUGAUUCAUGUGAAUCUUCUCUGAGGGGUAGUGAGAGUCUCAUCCUGACUGACUCCAUCCUGACAACGAGUGAAUGUGGUGGAGAUUAUUAACUGUUCUUCAAUCACCCCCCCCCAUCUCCUCUUUAUUCUGACAAAGUGUACAGAACAAAACAGACAAAGGCUUUUUUCUGUGCACGAGAAUUUUGUUAACAACUUCCUGAAAUCAAAAUAUCACAAAAAUCCAGGAAUAAAAAUGAAUAUUGUUACACCACCA